Molecule: messenger RNA, 4421 nt
Organism: Drosophila virilis
Lineage: Eukaryota; Metazoa; Arthropoda; Insecta; Diptera; Drosophilidae
Gene: Ask1
Product: apoptotic signal-regulating kinase 1
Biological process (GO): protein phosphorylation; MAPK cascade
Molecular function (GO): protein kinase activity; ATP binding
Source: RefSeq, a predicted model, not a curated record
CAAAUCUGGUCACACUGGUGCCCAUUUUACAGCGGCGUCAACAUCUACUCUGCGCACAUUUCAACAAAAUUCCGUAUUUAUUGCUAGUUGUACGUUAUAAAACAUUUAGCACAGUGCAAUUACAACAAGUGUGUGGUAAUGAGGCUGUUUACGAUUUGCACAAACGCGCACAACAAACCAAACGCAUGUUAGCAACUAUAUACGAAUUGCGUUUUCCGUCCCCCCUCCCACACUCACACACACACACACAAACACACACACCCAGGCGUUGUGCGCCAGGAAUAGCCCAACAGGCCAUCAACAGCGACAGCGACAGCUAUGGAUGUUGUUUGUGUAAUUGAUACUGUUGUGGGCGAUCAUCUGGAGGAUCGUCUCUGCGCCUUAGAGGAGAUCAAGCAGGCAGUGCAAUCAGCAGGAGCCAAUUUUCAGCGUGUACAGUUCGAGCGCUUGGAUUAUGGCGAGACGAAUGUGCAGGAAACCUUCUAUAAUGCCGAUGUUGCCGUCAUAGAUUUAAGCAUAUUAACACAACAGCGUCCGCUAUCCUAUCAUUAUGGGGUGCGCGAAAGUUUCGGCAUGAAGGAGAACAUCUUAAUCUACAACGAUUUGGAGUCCAAACAGACGCUCAGCUUAAGGCUCUCUUGUGCCAACUACUUGUUUCUCAGCUAUAAACGUAAUGCUGAGACCAACUCCUGCCAUUUAACACAUCAGGCCAGCAACAAGGAGCCACCCGCAGAUGGACGCGUGCCCACCACAUUACAGUCACGUCUCAAGCGGAAAUUGCAAGAUGUUGAAAUACAAUCAAAGGCACAUAUGCGCGAGAAAUUUCUCAGUGAUAUGCGAGCGGCGCGAGACGCUUACGCGCCCAGCGAUGAUAAGUUAAAAAGCAUUCUACAUGGGAUGCGAAAACGCCUGGACGAUCCACACGUGCUGUCCGGCGAGGUAUUGCACAGUUUUAUGUGCUCACUGCGGGAUGUGCAGGAUUAUGAUGCGAUGGUACGUCUAGUGAAUGACCUUAAGAACAUACCAAACACACGCAAAUAUGUAGAAACGGACAAUAUGAGUUUUUUGUAUGCGUUCGCGUUGAAUCGACGCAAUCGGCCGGGGGAUCGCGAGAAAGCACUAGAAUCAUCACUCAAAGCACUCGAAAAAAUGGAGAAUCCAUUUCCGGAUAUGUUGUGCCUAUGCGGACGCAUCUACAAGGACAUGUUUGUGGAGUCGGACUGUACAGAUACAAAGAGCCUGGAGAAUGCCAUCAAAUGGUAUCGCCAAAGUUUUGAGGUGCAGCCAAAUGAAUAUGCGGGCAUCAAUUUGGCCACCCUGCUGGUAAUCGAAGGCAAGGAGUUCAGCAAUACCGUCGAGCUACAACAUAUUGGCAUGACCCUUAACAAUCUCAUUGGCAAAAAGGGCAGCUUGUCAACGCUCAGUGGCUACUGGGAUGUGGCGACAUUCUUCGAGAUCUCCGUGCUGGCCGAAGACUAUGCCAAGGCCAUACAGGCAGCCGAGUGCAUGUUCAAGCUGAAGCCGCCCAUUUGGUCGCUUAAGUCAACCAUUGGCAAUAUAUCGCUGAUACAUCGUUUUCGGCGCAAACCCGAGGAUCGGCAGCUGCCCAUCGAGGAGCAGGCUUUUCAAUUCUGGAUGGACUUCUUUCUGAUGGCCAUUAAUGUCAAAGAGAUUAAUAGCAUACGCUUUCCCAUUUUGAUACUCGAACCCAACAAAAUUUAUAUGCCCAGCUAUGUGACUAUAAACAUGGAUGCCGAUGAGAAGUCUAUACAGAUUGUAAACAUUUGUCUGGCGCACUCGAAGAAUGCUUGCAAAAAGCUGCACGAUUUUCUGUUUGUUGCUUCAAAGAUUAAAUCAGUUAGCCUAUACAAACGGGACGAUCUCUGUGCGUAUCUAUAUGUGCAUCACAAUUCGGACGAUUUUCAAAUAUACUUUCCAUCCACCGAGUGCCGGCAAAGCUUUUACGAUCGCAUCUUGGAAAUGACUGCCGAUCAGGAGGUGUUUGUCAAUCUGGAGACUGAUGAGGCGCAAAUCGAGUAUGAAUACGAUUAUAAUGAUCAGAAUCGCAAGAUUACGCUCGGCAAGGGCACCUAUGGCACUGUGUACGCGGCGCGUGAUAAGCAAACGCAGGUGCGUAUUGCCAUCAAGGAGGUGCCGGAGAAGAAUUCACAGGAUGUGCAGCCACUGCACGAGGAGAUCAAAUUGCAUUCGCAGCUGCGCCAUCGCAAUAUUGUACAGUAUUUGGGUUCACGUUCCGAGGAUGGCUUCUUCAAGAUCUUCAUGGAGCAGGUGCCCGGUGGUUCGCUAUCCGAUUUGCUAAAGACCAAAUGGGGUCCGCUCAAGGAUAACGAGUCCACCAUGGCCUUCUACUCCAAGCAGAUACUGCAGGGUCUCAAAUACCUACACGAACAGGACAUUGUCCAUCGCGACAUCAAGGGUGACAAUGUGUUGGUCAACACGUACAGUGGUGUCGUCAAGAUCUCCGAUUUUGGCACCUCAAAGCGCCUGGCGCGUAUAAAUCCCAUGACUGACACAUUUGCGGGCACACUGCAAUACAUGGCGCCAGAGGUCAUUGAUCAGGGCGUGCGCGGUUAUGGACCGCCUGCGGAUAUUUGGUCUUUUGGGUGCACAAAUGUUGAAAUGGCCACCGGAAGUCCGCCGUUCAGUGAACUAGGCAAUCCACAGGCAGCCAUGUUUAAGGUGGGCUUCUACAAGAAGCAUCCCAACAUACCGGAGGAAAUGUCUACGAAUGCCAAGAAUUUUAUUUUACGCUGCUUUGCCAUAAGCGUGCAGGACAGACCCUCUGCCUUGCAGCUGCUCGAUGAUCCUUUUCUGACAGACAAGCCACGCAAGCUGCGGCCUGCCUUGCCGAUUAACACAUCGGAGUUUGGACGCAGCAUCUCCGUGCCCGCUGAUCGCUUGGUGCACAAAACGACGCCGCCUCUGACCUAUAAUACCACAUCGAAUACACCCACGACUCCGGAACUUGACAGCGUCUCACUUGGCACAUCGUCGGUAGACAUUAAUGAGCUGAGCAGCACACAGAAUUUCAUUAUUGAACGUCGGAACUCGUCUGGCUUUCUGCUAUCGCCGGAGAUUGAACCCCAGACGCCGUCCCUGCGUACCAGCAUUAGCGAUACAAGCGAAACGGAUGGAUUCUAUCGUCUGAAAAAGGAUUCGCAGCGGCGUACAACGCUCUCCAAAGUGCUAGCACUGGACGAGUCCAAGAUCUGUGAGAUUUGGGAGAAGAAGAUCAAUUCAGAUCAAAAUUCUAUAGCCAUACGCAAGAGCGAUCUGGAGCUGCUUAUCCGCGGCCUGCGCGACUACAUUAUGAACGAGAAUGAAAAGCAUUUGGAGGCGACAAUCAAUGAACUGAAGCAGAAACUGGAUAACGACGCCAUCGCAUUGGAUCAUUUGCAUCUGGCGUUAUACUCAUUUCAGGAUGCGGUUGUCUGUGCGCUGCGGCUGCACUGUAUCAAGCCGCAUUGGAUGUUUGCGCUGGACAAUCUGGUGAAGCGCGCUGUUCAGGCGGCUGUCACCAUAUUCUCACCCGAAUUGGGCGCAAAUUUGGCGGAUAAGGAUUUGUCGGGCAAUGAUGAUGAAAGCGUGCAUAAUGCUGGUCCACACGCAACGACUGACAGUCAGGAGAAGCAGCCACACGCAUUGGAUAAGCUGCUGCCCGGCAGCAGCAGCGGCGGUGAUCAAGUAGAUGGCGUGGGCAGCUCGGUGGAGUGUGUGCGCAUUCUACGUGAUAUACGCGACAAUCAGAAGCAGCUGCAGUUACAGAUUAUGGAACAAAACCGGCAGAAUCUGCGCGCGCUGCACAACAUCAGCCAGGAGCUCGCCCAUAUCUAUAUGGGCGGUCGCAAGCGCUUGAGGCGCACCUUUAACGGAUUUAACAAGAAGUGCCAUAGAAUGAGUCCAAGCGGCGCGGGAAACGUUGCCGCACGGUCAGCCCAAAACGCCAAUGCCCGCCGCCAGCUAACCAAGCACAAUUUUGGUCUGCACGAGAUAGACGAGCAAUUGGAGCAGUGGCUAGCGCAGCAUGACAUUGAUGAGUUCUCAAAGUCGCUCAUACUGAAUGAAGGUUUCACAUUUGAGGAUUUCAUCUAUAACAUGGAGAAGCUAGAUCUGAUGCGUUUAGGCUUACGCGUGGGCAUCGAGGUGCGCUUGUGGAAACUCAUUAUACAGGAACGUGCCUGCACUUCGGUGUGCGUGGACAGUCCAUCGGGUACAUACCACGAGCCUGUUAACAAUAAUACCAUCACAACCAAUGCAACGGAUGCAGAUAUUAUAAGCCUGGCCAAGGGAAAGAUUAGAAAAAGCGAAAGUGAAUACGCUUCAUGCAGCGAAUGACUAAGCCGCCCCAGAAACCAAGUGGAUUUAGAAUAGAAAUUAAAUCGAGAGAGGAGAUCAAGGGA